Messenger RNA from Bathycoccus prasinos, 2799 nucleotides. RefSeq names its product exostosin family protein (ISS). The coding region runs from base 1 to 2799 and encodes 932 amino acids. Gene Ontology annotation, molecular function: glycosyltransferase activity. The transcript has a single exon. NCBI's taxonomy places the organism in Eukaryota, Viridiplantae, Chlorophyta, Mamiellophyceae, Mamiellales, Bathycoccaceae. The record is from RefSeq and is a predicted model, not a curated record.
AUGGCGUCCAGAGGAGGAAAAGAAGAGGAAAAAGCGCGAAGAAGAAGAAGUAAAAGAAGAAGAAAACAGAGAGCGUGCUCUUUCUUUCCUCUCUCUUCUCUCUUUUUCUUUCUCUUCUUCUUUUUCUUCCUCCCGGUUUUAGUGGUGGUGGUUGUUUUCGCGCGAGACGUUGGCGGAGACGAUGACGGGAAACACACACCCAUCGGCGUGAACGGGGGAGGAGUCUUCGUAAAGGCGACGACGACGACGACGACGACGAGAAGGAUGCUCCAACAACAACAACAAAAAGAAGAAGAAGAAGAUCGAGGAGGCACGUUUGACCUUCUCGCGGGGAAGGCGAGCGGAGAUGGAGAUGCGGAAAAUCGACACGACCGAAUGAGGAGAGAAAGAAGAGAGAGAGCGGUGCGACGCGAAGAAGGAAACCGUCUGGAAACAACAACGGCGGAGCGCCCCCGCGGCGGCGACGAAGAGGGAAAAAAAGGAGAUGGCACGGAUCCGCAUCUACGUCUCGAACGUCAUCGUCGUCGUCAUCAAGAGCAAUUGCUUCGUUAUCGAGGAAUGGAAAAAGGGAAGGAGAGGUGGCACGCCGUUCGCCGCGAGAGGAGCGCUGCGGCUGCUCCGUCUUCGUUUCCUCCUCCUCCUCCUCCUUCUCCUUCUCCUUCUCCUUCUCCUCCUCUUCCUUCUCCUCCUCCUCGAGAGAUGAAAGAAGAAGUAGCAGUAGUAAAAGAAUAUCCAGUGCUCAACCCGGACAACGAUCGGUGCGUGCACGGAUACCCGUCUUCCAAGGACGGGCACGAGUGCAUCUGCAACACGGAUUGGACCGGAGCGAAGUGCGAUGAAAACCCGGCGCCGUCGUGCGACCGGUUUACGUUUGGCUCGUGCGGCGAUGUGUUAACUAGACAAAUAACCGUGCGACCGAGAUCAGCGCCGGAGAUUAAAGAAUUUCCUUCGUGUAAAUGUGUGGAUGAGUGCAUCGAGUAUACGCUAAAAGCGUUUGGGAAGGAGACGUACGAGGUGAUGACGCGAGAGGGAGGUGGGGGGAAGCGACCGUUUCAAAUGAAUUUGCGAACGGAACAUUUUUGUAAAGUAGGAGACGUAGACGAUGGAAAUAUCGAUAGCGAUAGUAGUAUUAGCAGUAUCGGUUUGCUUUAUAAACAACCCCAGGAUGAGGAGUAUAGGAGAUCGUACAUCUUUGAAUAUGACAAACCAACAAGACAGGCGUUGCGUGAAAAAUCCGGCAACGUAAACGCGGAUAGGAACGUUGAUAAAGUCGUGUUCGACCGUGUGCGCUCAAAAAUAAUCACCAUGGAGGACCACGGUGACCAAUUCGCGAACUCGUACGUGCAAAAUGAAGGAAUAUGUUCACCGUUAUGCGAAAAGAACGGAAAGUGCGAAUGGUUUGAAUGCGCGUGUAAUAAAGGAAGAUUUGGAUACGAAUGCGCAUUGUCGGAAGAGGAGAUACUUCAGGCGAAGAAAAACAGCGAAGAACGGUACGCGAAGAACGAAUUAUCGCUCGCCGCGGCAGAUUUGCCCGGGGGUAUUAAACGGUUCUAUCGAGGCCACAAGUAUAAAAAUAACGGAAGUUACCGAGGAGUGCACUAUUUCUUUGAGACCAUGAUCGCGGAUGCGGGCGUCGUUGACCCGAACGGCGCGGAAUCUUUGCGAAGCACGAUGGUCAUCCCGUUUUUCCCGGGAGAUUUAGUCGGAAACGUUGGAUCAUUUACGACUGUGAUGGAGCGAGUCAUUGAGUACGUUGAUAAAAAGUAUUCACUAAAAGAAGCAGUGCAUCCAACCGUGUGGAUUAACGCUAUGGAUAGAUCCUUGUGUACAUUGCAAACAGACGUGCAUUCGGAACUUCCUCCGGGAGCAAUUGUCGUUUCGCAGUAUGGCAUGUGGCGAACGAAAGAGGGAAAUCAUGAGUGUUUCUAUCCCAAUCGAGAUAUUGUCAUUCCAUCGUCUCUAUCCGUGUCGCCUGGAUACGGCGGGGACAAAGACCCAAAGCACACGAGGUUCGACCCGAAUACGAAAGAUGGUAUGCUGUUAUUCUUUCGCGGAAGGGCAAAAAAUUUCAAGCAGUGUACAGGAGAGAAUAUCUUUACGAACGUCAAGGAGUGCAUGUACUUGUACUCGCAAGGUAUUCGGACAUUCAUGUUGGAUUGGUAUAAAAAUGAGCCGAGAUUUUUCUUGAACAAAAACGUGAUGUCGCCUGAAUUUAGCAAGUAUGGAGGCGUCGGCGAAUUAGCACGCAGCGAAAAUAUUCGCCUGCGUUCGUACUUUUGCCUCGCCGCGGGCGGGAACGGAUGGGAUCAACGAUUUUUCGAUGCCAUUCACAGAGGGUGUGUUCCGCUCAUGACGCAAUUGAACACUUCGCACCCGUAUGAUUUCCUCCUCGAUUACGACACGUUCACCGUAUUUAUUCCAAACGGGAGUCAAGAUCUCAAACGUGUUCCUGAAAUUUUAGACAAGACGGUGCAAAGCGGGACGCAUUCGAAUAUGGUGAAGAACUUGCGCGUCGUCCACGAAGCAUUCGCAUGGAGCGGUGGUAACUUUCGAGAUACACUAUCGGAGAAGGACACUUUUCUAGUGCACAAUGGGGCGUAUCAUCACGCGGUGUGGGCGAUUGCGCAUCGAUCGGGGAAGGAAAUACCAUCGAGCUCAGCGGUGCAGUUAUGCAGGCUGUACUUCCAUAAUCCGUAUCACGCGAAUGCGAACGACAUUUUGUACGCAGAUGUGAGAGAGAAAUUGAAACAGAGAUGUUUUAGCGACGAGAUUUUGUCGAAAUCAAAAUCGACGACGUGA